Molecule: messenger RNA, 939 nt
Organism: Paramuricea clavata
Lineage: Eukaryota; Metazoa; Cnidaria; Anthozoa; Malacalcyonacea; Plexauridae
Source: the annotation of a GenBank genome assembly
AUGAAAAGGUUCAGAAUUUCUGAACCCUCUGAAAUCAAUGAGUAUAAGCGGAAUAUUUACCGCGAAGAAAGUACAAGAGGUUCAGAAUUUCUGAAUCCUGAAAAUCUGAAGUCAAUGAAGAUAAGCGGAAUAUUUACAGCGAAGAAAUCUACAAGGGGUUCAGAAUUUCUGAAUCCUGAAAAUCUGAAAUCAAUGAAUAUAAGCGGAAUAUUUACAGUGAAGAAAGCUACAAGAGGUUCAGAAUUUCUGAAUCCUGAAAAUCUGAAAUCAAUGAAUAUAAGCGGAAUAUUUACAGUGAAGAAAGCUACAAGAGGUUCAGAAUUUCUGAAUCCUGAAAAUCUGAAAUCAAUGAAUAUAAGCGGAAUAUUUACAGUGAAGAAAGCUACAAGGGGUUCAGAAUUUCUGAAUCCUGAAAAUCUGAAAUUAAUGGAUAUAAGCGGAAUAUUUACAGCGAAGAAAGCUACAAGGAGUUCAGAAUUUCUGAAUCCUGAAAAUCUGAAAUCAAUGAAUAUAAGCGGAAUAUUUACAGUGAAGAAAGCUACAAGGGGUUCAGAAUUUCUGAAUCCUGAAAAUCUGAAAUUAAUGGAUAUAAGCGGAAUAUUUACAGCGAAGAAAGCUACAAGGAGUUCAGAAUUUCUAAAUCCUGAAAAUCUGAAAUCAAUGAAUAUAAGCGGAAUAUUGACAGUGAAGAAAGCUACAAGGGGUUCAGAAUUUCUGAAUCCUGAAAAUCUGAAAUCAAUGGAUAUAAGCGGAAUAUUUACAGCGAAGAAAGCUACAAGAGGUUCAGAAUUUCUGAACCCCGAAAAUCUGAAAUCAAUGGAUAUAAGCGGAAUAUUUACAGCGAAGAAAGCUACAAGGGGUUCAGAAUUUCUGAAUCCUGAAAAUCUGAAAUCAAUGACAAUGAACUAUAAGUGGAAUAUUUAUGGCGAAAAAAGUUGA